This is a messenger RNA of Erythranthe guttata (spotted monkey flower), 1077 nucleotides long. RefSeq names its product lectin-like protein. The record is from RefSeq and is a predicted model, not a curated record. Gene Ontology annotation, molecular function: carbohydrate binding. NCBI's taxonomy places the organism in Eukaryota, Viridiplantae, Streptophyta, Magnoliopsida, Lamiales, Phrymaceae.
AUGCCUCACUCUUGUGCAAUGUUCUCGGCUCCCCACUCAAAUCAUCCAUUUUCGACUCUGAUUUUCCUUUCAGCCCUUUUCUCAGCUCUCCAUUUCUCGGUUUCUCUCCCCAACAAACCCUACUUCGGUUCGAAUCUCGUUCUCAUAGGCGACGCCAGGUUUACGAACAACAGCUCGUGCAUUCAGCUCACUAACCCUAAAAUUUCCUCUCCCAGCUCUGGAUUCCUCACUCAGGGAAAGCCCAUUAAGCUUUUCAGCUCGAAUUCGAAGGGUAGAAACCCAAUUUCAUUUUCCACCGACUUCACUUUCUCAAUUUCGCCUCACAAUGGCGACGGCAUGGCGUUUCUGGUCGUGCCCAGAAACUUCGUUUCGAAGUUUCCCAGCGGAAGUUUCGGGGUUCUGAAAGAAAGCCGGUUUUUCGGGGUGGAGUUCGAUACUUCGGCUGAUGAUAAUGUGGGCGAUGUGAAUGGUAAUCAUGUCGGUGUAGAUGUGGGAAGCCUUGUAUCUGUGAAAACGAGCAAUGUUUCGUCGAUCAAUUUGGUUCUGAAUAGUGGAGUAAAAUUGCAUUCUUGGGUUGAUUACGAUUCGAGUUCGAAAAAAAUCGAGGUUAGGUUGAGUAAAUUUGGGAGUUCUAGGCCUUAUAAUCCUCUGUUAGUGUAUAAGAUUGAUUUGGGUGAUAUCUGGAAAAACGAAGAAGUUCUUGUGGGAUUGAGUUCAUCGAGUGGGAACUCAAUGCAGACUAGCAAUGUGUAUUCGUGGAAUUUCAAGACAAGGAAUAUUCCGAAAUGGCUGCACUCUCAACCGAUGGAUCCGCGCGCAGUUUCCAACGACCACAGUGAGGAGAAAUUAGCACAAAAGAAAAAGAUUUGCGCUUUCGGUGUUCUUUCGGGAUUGGUUUUCAUGACAGGGUGCGGUGCGUUAUUAGCCCUGAUUGUUCUGUUUUUGUGGGCAAUGUUCGAAAAUAGCUCGGAGGCAGUGUUGACUUUUCCGGCAAAGUGUGGUGUGCAUUCCGGGGAUUUCAGGUACGAAAAGAUUAACGUAGUUGUAAAGGAUAACAUGGCUAAUGCUAAGAAUUAG